AUGAAUCAGGUACUGAAGCCUUCCAUUAGAAAUAUUGUUGUUGUCUGUUUCGAUGAUAUUUUGAUAUACAGUACCAUAGAGGAAGAACAUUAUCAUCACUUGAGAUAUGUAUUGACUGUUUCACAACAAAAUAAGUUGUUUAUUAACUUAAAUAAAUGUAAAUUUCUUACUUCAAGUUUCAUUUUCUUGGGAUAUAUUGGAAGUGUAGAUGACAUCAAAGUGGAUGAAGAAAAGAUUGAAGCUAUUAAAGAUUGGCCAAUUCUAAAAUGAUGUUUAUAGUUUUCAUGACUUAGCAUCAUUUUAUAGAAGAUUUAUUUAAAAUUUUAGUUCAAUUAUGGCUCCCAUCACUGAAUGGAUGAAAAGAGAAAACUUUAAAUGGACAGAUGCAGCAGAUAGAAGUUUUAUUCAAAUUAAAGAAAAGUUAAGUUCUGCCCCUAUACUAGCACUGUCAAAUUUUGAUAAAUUAUUUAAUGUAGAAUAUGAUGCCUCAAAUAUUGUAAUUAGAGCUGUAUUAUCUCAGGAAGGUCGUCUAGCAUUUUUUUAUAGCGAGAAAUUAACACUACUUGUGGACUACAUAUGA
Spirodela intermedia is the source of this 580-nucleotide messenger RNA. The record is from the annotation of a GenBank genome assembly. Lineage: Eukaryota; Viridiplantae; Streptophyta; Magnoliopsida; Alismatales; Araceae.